AUGGACGCUGUACCCAUCACAAAAAAGUUGAUAGCCUUCGGUAGCAAGAAGAUAUAUCUCCCCAAAUUCACAGUCGCGCUCCUUCGUACACCAGACCUCUCCCCGUACCAUGCCCGCUUCCUCGUCCCGCUCGACUUCUCAAAGUACGACCUCCGCGAUUACCUCUACCACGCCUACAAUGUCAAAUGCUUCAACAUCAGAUCAUACGUAAAGCAAAUGCCGGUACGGGAUACUCGCGAACAACCACGGCACUGGUUCCGCGCUGAGUCGAAAAAAUACAUGACAAUAGAGUUGGAGCAGCCAUUCGUCUGGCCUGAGGUGCCCGACCUAGAGCCAUGGGGCCAGAAGGAGAAGCAAAAGGAGGUUGAAGAAGCUGCCAAGGUCAAUGGAGCUGGAGACAGCAACGAUGCGAGGAAUGCGGCCAGGACGUUACGAGAACAGGUAAAGAAGUUACUCGACAAGAAAGUCUCGCGGCCGGAUCCCGAAAUACAGAGGAAGAAGGCUAUGUCUAUAGAACUUACAGCAGAAGAGUUGGAGAUAGAGAAGCUCAGAGAGCAGGAAGAAGCAAACCUACAGCGCAUGUCAAGACUGAAGCUGUGGGCGAAGGAGAGGACAGGGAAGGUCGUGGAAAGCGACAAGCCUAGGCGAUAUGCGAUCAAGGUUUGA
This is a messenger RNA of Alternaria atra, 666 nucleotides long. RefSeq lists its product as uncharacterized. Gene Ontology annotation, cellular component: ribosome; mitochondrial large ribosomal subunit. NCBI's taxonomy places the organism in Eukaryota, Fungi, Ascomycota, Dothideomycetes, Pleosporales, Pleosporaceae. The record is from RefSeq and is a predicted model, not a curated record. The transcript is spliced from 2 exons. Gene Ontology annotation, molecular function: structural constituent of ribosome. Gene Ontology annotation, biological process: mitochondrial translation. Bases 1 to 666 code for a protein of 221 amino acids.